Molecule: messenger RNA, 1347 nt
Organism: Pelmatolapia mariae (spotted tilapia)
Lineage: Eukaryota; Metazoa; Chordata; Actinopteri; Cichliformes; Cichlidae
Exons: 2
Coding region: 309-1343 (344 amino acids)
Molecular function (GO): nucleic acid binding; hydrolase activity; metal ion binding
Source: RefSeq, a predicted model, not a curated record
UCCUCCUUCUGUCCAUCGUUCCCACAGAUUCUCGAGUGGUGACAUCAGUGGAAGACUGUAAUGAGUUUUUUCUGCAGCAAAUUCCACCAAACAUCCCAGGAAUUUUGGAGGGAGGGAACAUCCUGGACCAGAACAGAUACAAAGUGAUCUGCCAGACUUUGAGAGACAUCAGGAGGUUUGUGACGCUGUACGACACCAAGAACAGGAUUCCAGUUUUUUCUGCUGCAGAGUACAGAGGGGGAAGCGAGGGAAAAAGAAGUUAUUGGAAGAUUGAACCACAGCUUGAAAACAUAAAUGACAAUGACAAUAUGAUACCAGCAGACAAGAGAAUCACCUACAACCACCAGGCUGGGGACAUUGAUUACUACAAACAGACAGAGUUUGACAGAGGGCAUUUAUUUCCAAGUUUGUAUAAAUCUGAUGAAGUUGACAAAAGAUCUACCUUUACCCUGACUAACGCUGUUCCUCAAAGAAGACAAUUUAACAAUGGUAGGUGGAACAUGAUGGAGAGAUGUGUUAAAUGCAUUCUGGAUAAUUACUGCAUUAACAACAAUGACAAAAAAGAAGGCUUUGUAGUGAUUGGAGCACAGCCCAGCAACGAAAUCCCACUCAACCAAAGGAUAAAUAUUCCUUCAGUGCUGUGGUCGGCAUUCUGCUGCUACAGUCACAGUCAGAACACAUGGCUUGCGAGUGCCCACUGGGGUGAGAACAAAGAUGAUGGCCCGAAUCUGCAGACCAAAACCUUGGGAGAACUCAACACAGAGCUGGGAAUUGAAGCAUUUCCUGGAACACAAUGUCCUAAUGACACAAGUAUCACUCAGCUUUACUCAGAACCUAAGUCACUGUGUCACUCCAAAUGCCGCCAAUCUUGGAACAGAAAGAAGAGUACAUCUACUCCUCCUACAACCACAGCCCUUCAGAUUCAACACCUUUGUCUUCUACAUCCAACUCACCGAUCCCUCCCAGCAACACAUCUUUCUCAUCACCUCGAACAUCUGCCCCACUUUUCCCCACAGUUCCAAAUUACAGUACCACAUCUGGUAAGCAAACAACUGGCCCUCUGGGUACUACAACCAGUGUCUACUGCUGCAACUGUCCAGAUUUCUAGCACAUUUUUCAAAAAGUUUCGAGUAAAUGAGAGUGAUGAGAUUCCUCAUAAGGCUAGUGUCUUGGAGAAUAUCAGAAGCAUUAUUGUGAAAUGGAAGAGCAUCAUCAGUUUUUCUCAGGUUUAUUGGUCAUUUCAUGCUGAUGUUUUUUCUUACCAGAGUCUCUCUAAACAUUGUUCUCUAACAGACACAUACCAUAGACCACAUCACAAUCUAAAUAUUGUUGAUGCUUCAUAAACGA